Molecule: messenger RNA, 177 nt
Organism: Aaosphaeria arxii CBS 175.79
Lineage: Eukaryota; Fungi; Ascomycota; Dothideomycetes; Pleosporales
Exons: 1
Source: RefSeq, a predicted model, not a curated record
GUAAUUGCAGGAAGUAAGAACUCAUACAAUGAUGAAGAAGCACUGCCAGGGAUACAAAGAUAUGUGUUAGAACAUAUCCAAGAUCUCGAUAGACUACUAGCUGAUGUUGAACGCGCAGAGGCUACAGUCUCUGGUAAGAAGUGUGAAUGGGGAGUGCAACGCCUUACAGUAGUGGGA